UAUGAUUUAAAUAAAAAAAUAUUUUAUUCCAAAUAUGAACUUUUUUACUUCCUUUUGGGGGUGGGGGGGAACUUCGAAUUGACCCGCUGUAUUUUAUGCAUGACCGAAUAAAUUUUAAUCUCAAAAAAAAGAAAAAAAAAAAAAAAAGAAAAAAAAUUCUACAAAUUCAAUUUUGAAUGUUUAAAGCAAGCAAGCAAAACCCCCCGUCUUUGCAAAUGAGAAACCUCUCUCUCUUACUUUUCUCAAUGAAUAUAACUCUGACAUCACUUCUCUUCUUGAUACUUUUUUCUCUGCCAAUAAAAUUAUUGGCCUUAACUCAAGCUGAAGACCAGUUCAUCUAUAAUGGCUUCAAUGGAUCCAAUCUUCGUCUUGAUGGGAGCGCUAAAGUUCAUCCUAAUGGUCUUUUGCAGCUGACCAACACUUCCAACCAACAAAUUGGCCAUGCUUUCUACCAAUUUCCUCUGAAAUUUAACACAUCCUCAUCCAGCUUGACUCGGUCUCUUUCAUUUUCCACCACUUUUGUCUUCGCCAUUAUUCCAAAUUCCCCAAAACUUGGUGGCCAUGGCAUGGCCUUCACCAUCUCCCCAUCCAUGGACUUCUCACAGGCCAAGCCUAUAGAGUAUUUGGGACUCUUCAAUAAUAAUAGCAACGGCAAUCGUUCAAACCAUCUCUUGGCGGUUGAGUUUGAUACCGUUCAGACUCUUGAUUUUGAUGAUAUAGAUGGGAACCAUGUGGGAAUUGAUGUAAACAGCCUAAAAUCUAUUGCUUCGGCUCCUGUGACAUAUAUUUCCAAAGGGGUAAAUAAGAGCUUGGAGCUCGUGAGUGGGAAUGCAAUACAAGUUUGGAUAGAUUAUGAUGAAGUGGAAAAGCUACUCAACAUAACAUUAGCUCCUAUCAAAACUCCAAAACCAAUUCGACCACUCUUGUCAACAGCCCACGAUCUUUCUCUAGUUCUCCUGGACAGCAUGUAUGUUGGUUUCUCUGCAGCAACAGGAUCACUGACAAGCAACCACUAUAUUCUUGGGUGGAGCUUCAACAGGAAAGGGCAAGCACAGGAAUUAGAACUCUCAAAGCUUCCUUCAUUUCCAAGACACAGAAAAUCAAGGGAGAACAUAGGUCUACUUGUUACAGUCUCACUAAUAACAGUAUCAAUGGUGCUGAUCUUCAUCGCGAUCACCUGGACAGUUUAUGUUACAAGGAGGAAAAGAUAUGAAGAAUUACGUGAAGAUUGGGAACAGGAAUAUGGACCUCAAAGAUUUUCCUAUAAGGAUUUGCACAAAGCAACAAAUGGUUUCAGAGGCAGAGAGCUUCUCGGAGAAGGAGGUUUUGGAAAGGUUUACAGAGGAGUACUCCCCUCUUCCAGCAAAGAAAUCGCGGUAAAGAAAGUCUCCCACGGAUCAAUACAAGGGAUGAAGGAAUUUGUUUCUGAAAUUGCUAGCAUGGGAAGGCUAAGGCACAGGAACUUGGUGCAGCUUCUUGGCUAUUGCCGAAGAAGAGGAGAGCUACUCUUAGUCUAUGAUUAUAUGCCCAAUGAAAGCCUCGACAAGUUUUUAUUCAGCAAUGAAAAACCAAACCUUGAUUGGGCUCAACGUUAUCGAAUCAUCAAAGGGGUAGCAUCUGCCCUGCUAUAUCUGCAUGAAGAGUGGGAACAAGUUGUUAUACAUAGAGAUGUGAAGGCCAGUAAUGUUCUUUUGGAUGCUGAUCUAAAUGGAAGACUUGGAGAUUUCGGGCUGGCUAGAUUGUGUGAUCAUGGAGCUAACCCUCAAACCACUACUGUGGCUGGAACCAUUGGGUUUAUUGCACCAGAACUUACUAGAACAGGCCAGGCGACUACUUUCACCGAUGUGUUUGCUUUUGGGGCAUUUAUGCUUGAAGUUGCAUGUGGAAGGAGGCCUGUAGAGCCCCAGCGAUUGCCUCGAGAGAGAAUUUUGGUUGAUUGGGUUUUUGAGAGAUGGAAACAAGGAGCUAUUCUUGAAACCAUUGACCCGAGAUUGGGAGGUGAUUAUGCGGUAGAGGAAAUGGAGUUCAUCUUGAAGCUAGGUCUGCUCUGCUCACAUUCUAAUCCAGUGGCUAGGCCUAGCAUGAGGCAAGUGAUGCAAUAUUUGAAUGGAGAUGUCUUUCCGGAGAUACUACUUGAACGUGCAGAGAUUGGAAUGGUAAUACUUGGUCAUGGAGCAACUGCUGAUUUUGUAAUGUCUACUUUUUCUUUGUCCAGCAACGAGUCAAUCCUAAUAAGGGGUCGUUAGAUUGGAAAAUUUUCAUGCCUUGCAUAUAUAUAUAUAUAUAUAUAUAUUUGCUAGUUUGUGGCUGUAAAUUCAUUUUACUCAGAAUUAUGGAUGUGGAUUGUCUGUAAUAUUGCAUUAACACUUCUAGAUUAUCAUCAUGCCUCACUCGUCUUAUACUAUCAUCUAUAUAUUUCUCUGUUGGCAUUUCAUAUUGAAGAGAAACUCUCACAUAAGAAGCAGCUUAUUACUUUUUCAUACGACUCAAAAGCUGUAGUAACAAAAUCUGUUCUACAACAAGCCACUUCUCUGUGAUGGAUGCAAUGUUGCCAAGAUUGGUGAAUUAUACGGCUAAAGUUUCAGCAUGAGCUUCCUAUGUAUAUGUAAAAAUGAAAAUCUCAAACCCUUUGUAUUUUAUAUCUUAGACCAUGCAACAUGGGGGAAUAGCAAGCUUAGGUUAAGGGGAAUUGGUUUAUGUAGCAAUCCAUUUAAACUGAAUUGAUGUAUAUAUAUUUGCCACUUUACUUUUGUGAGUAUUUUGUGCAUAAGCUUGAGCCAGGGGAAGAUGAGAGGGCACUUUCGCAGGUCAUAACUGAGGCAAAUUAAGACUGCAAAUUCAUCAUCGCCAAUUCCUGUUUCUACCAAUGCAAAUGAAGUGGUUGAGGAAGAAAACCAGGGAAGGAUACUCCAAGCCAAUUGAAGAGGAACAUCUGUUCAACUGCAGAUAUAGAAAUGGUUUUCUGUAUUUAGUACCACAACAACAACCACCACCACCAAUCCUUUUCCCAAUUACUUGGGGUCGGCUACAUGAAUCCUAUAUUUUCAUUCGGCUGUUUUCUGGAUUUAGUGUAGAAGGUUUUUCUAGUAGUUAAUAAAGUCUAGCCAAUGUUCAUUUCCUCCAUUGGUAUAAGACUGUUCUGUAUAUUUAGCUACAUGUAUUUCUAGUUUUCUACAUAAAUGUAUAUUGAUAAUAAGCUGUUUUUGCAGCUUCAGAGAAUUUUA
Molecule: messenger RNA, 3224 nt
Organism: Cornus florida
Lineage: Eukaryota; Viridiplantae; Streptophyta; Magnoliopsida; Cornales; Cornaceae
Product: L-type lectin-domain containing receptor kinase SIT2-like
Exons: 2
Coding region: 177-2246 (689 amino acids)
Biological process (GO): protein phosphorylation
Cellular component (GO): plasma membrane
Molecular function (GO): protein kinase activity; carbohydrate binding; ATP binding
Source: RefSeq, a predicted model, not a curated record